This is a messenger RNA of Selaginella moellendorffii, 827 nucleotides long. RefSeq lists its product as uncharacterized. Lineage: Eukaryota; Viridiplantae; Streptophyta; Lycopodiopsida; Selaginellales; Selaginellaceae. The record is from RefSeq and is a predicted model, not a curated record. The transcript has 4 exons. The coding region runs from base 43 to 411 and encodes 122 amino acids.
GCAAAGACAGCAAUCCUUUCCAAGCUAGUGGAUGUGAUCUUGAUGAGGGUAAGGAAUCUUUCUGCUCAACAGAUCUGGAUCUACCUCAUAAAUCACUACGGGCCUCCAAGUUUUGAAGAUCUGGUGGGCAAGCUGCAGGAGCAUUGGGAUGACCUGGAAGGCUGCGCUGUGGGAUUCUCUGAAGCAUGCAAAAUUGAUGCUCUUUGUGAAUGUUUUGAUGACAGAGUUUUCACAGAAAUCGUCAUGGCAGUGAGGGUAGCAGCCACAACGUUCGAACAUGCUGAAACUCUUCUCUCACAUAGUCGAGAGUUGAGGCAAGGGUUGAAGAAGCUUCUGCAGAUGGCCAUGGUCGAAGGUGAGGGUGCGGCGAGGACGUGGACACAGAAUUCAAGAAGGACGCCCAAGCAGUAGUCAAGGAAGCUUACAAAGUGAUGGAACUGACAAUCUUGGAGCUCGUCGUGCUUCAACAUGCUAUGGCUGUGGAUUGGAAGGGCAUCUCAAGAAAGAUUGUUAAGUUCUGCAGUGGCUCAGCCAACUUGAGAUUGCAGCAAAUUUUGCAGGUUCAGCUCAAAUAGAACAGCAGGAGGCAGUCACAGACGAGGAUGUGAAAAACACCUGAUGAAGGAUGAGCAAGCGUUCUCCAAGCUCAAGCGCUCACUAGCAGGUCGAGUUCGAGUUUGAAAUGGUGGAGUUGUUGAAGUUUCUGGAAAUGGGGAUGCAGUGGUGCAAGUUGGUUCGAAGAGUUUGCCUUUGAAUAAUGGGUGGUUUGUCCCACAACUUGUCAAGAACUUAGUUUCAAUAGUUAAGUUUACUUAUGCUGGGAUGAA